Messenger RNA from Dermacentor silvarum, 1569 nucleotides. RefSeq names its product DNA damage-regulated autophagy modulator protein 1. The transcript has 7 exons. NCBI's taxonomy places the organism in Eukaryota, Metazoa, Arthropoda, Arachnida, Ixodida, Ixodidae. The record is from RefSeq and is a predicted model, not a curated record. The coding region runs from base 294 to 1106 and encodes 270 amino acids.
AGCCUGACAAAAAGUUUUCGAGGAGCGUUUUAAAUGCAUUCGAACACCGCUCGCCAGUGAACAUGCGACCGUGAUGUAGAGCGCAUCCUGCGUGACCUGAGCUACUUUAGCAAAGGAAUACUAGCUUGCUGGAUAAUUGAAGUUCCCUUGAAUGCAGCGGCCGGGUCGUCUCAGUCGCAGUCAAACAAGGAUGACCAACAGAUUACGUGUGCCAGCCAAGUAAAGUAGGUCCCACGAGUACCCAUCAUAAAAAGCAGUUCACAACUUCAGUGUCGUGCCUUCAACCGUGAACAAUGCCGGCGCCUGUGAGCAACGCCAAUGGCCUCUACAAUGACGAAGCUAGAUACAUCGUGUUCAGAAAUCUCCACUAUGUGCCUAUAGUGGGCUUCGUCAGCUCUCUUCUGGCCAUGUUCGUCCCUUACGCCAUCAGUGUUUACCUCGGGGACACGCCUGCGAUUCUACCGUUCAUAAGUGAUGCCGGGGGAGACCCACCACAGAGUAUAGUGUUUGGCUUGUUCCUAGGAGCAACUUCAUUCACAGGUAUGAUAGGGAUGUACAUGAAGUACCUGAUGGUUCAGCAGCAGAACCGACACGCCCGUGACGUUCUCGUGGACCGAGUGAAUCACUUGAGCUGCGUCGCCGGCGUGAUCGUCUGUAUCGGAGGAUUCAUCGUAGCGUUAUCACCUACGGGACACCUGCGCAAGGACUGCACCUGGUACUGGCCCAUGUUCGUACCACACGUGAUCGGUGCCAUCAUGAUAUUCGGCGUCGGAUACGCAACUACGGUGCUGCAUAUCUACCUCCAGUACCUGACGGAUCCACGCUGGAAGACGUCGCCAGUGUUCUACAGCAGGGUUCUGCUAUCCCUAGUCGGCAUCGCCGCCAUGCUUAUCAGUCUCAACUGGCUGUUGUUUGACAUGAGCCUCAUGACACCGCCAAGUGGCCGAGGAAAAGUGUACCCGCAAGGAAUGCUGUGGGCGGUUUCAGCCGAGUGGGCGAUGGCGUUCAUCUUCCAGUCCUACGUGCUGACAUACAUCCCGGACUUCCGCAAGGCGACAUUUGUGCUUGACAUAAACAUCAGCGGAGUGCGCGCGAAGAAGGAAUAGGACAAUACAGGCGCCAUAUGCAUGUCCCUCAGGACUUGUCUUGCAAGCGUUUCAUGAGGGGCUGCAGGGUGACUCGUCAAAGCCUGUCUUGACUAUUGGCCGUAUGAGUGUGGAGAAUCUAUUCUACCUUGUGAAUUUAUUUUAUUUUAUUUUCGAGGCAAACUGCUACUGGCAUCGCAAUAUUUUAAACAACCCAUGUGUGCUUGUUUACGCAAAUAAAUACUCAGCAUAUUGAAGUGUGUCUCUGGAGUGUGUUGUUGUGGCUUAGAAAAAAAACUUGUUUCUUCAUAUAUGUGUUUGCGUCCCAUAAAUUAAAGCGGGGGGAGUCAUAGAGAAUAACUAGAACGAUCUAUGCGAUCUCAUUGGAGAAGAAAUAAAAUCGUCCAAGAUGAACUGCAGUCAGGUCACCACGUUACAUGUCCAACACCUCUCGUGUGAGCUCUGAGUGCCCAAUCAAUAAAAA